AUGUUUGAGUUUAUUUAUCGUACACCAUGGUAUAAUAGUAAUAUUCCAGAAGAAAACAGUGGGGUGAACAAUAUUAAUGAUGAUGUUAUGGAAUUACCAAUAUCAAUUCCUCUAAACGAUAAAGAUAAUACGUUGAUUUAUUCAUCUUACUCAUGUACGGGAAAUAUCAAUCGUGAAGCAGAAUAUAGGAAUCGUAUAUGUUUAUUUAGAAAUGUUUGCUAUGAUAAAAAAAAGGAAGUCAUAGUUUAUUAUAAACCAAAAAAUUCCCCAAAACGUCCUGUAUUAUUCGAAGCGAAACAUGGCUUAAUAUACGACUUUUAUUUUGGGAAACGUGGUUUCGUUCAAUUACAAGGACAUUCAACAAAACUGAAUACAUGGCAUCCCAUUAUCGUUGAUGAACAUAUUCCAUUGAAAAAUGUGAAAUAUUUGCAAAGUAUUCAUGUGCUAUGGAAUUAUUGGCAUCUACAAGAGUUUAAUCUUGGUCAUUUACUAUGGGAAGAUAUUGCAUCGAUUUAUUCGUCCAUGAUACGUUUAAAUGUUUAUACGAAAAAUGUAAUAGUGAUGAAUGUUAAUAAUCGUGAAUCGAAAAAACGAACCAUCUACAGUAUCUUCUUCUCACAAAUAUUACCGUCAUUUGUCAAAAAAUAUGUUACAUUCUCCGAUUAUAUGAAGCAGUUUCAUGAAGAGUUUAUUUGUUUUAAAAAUUUAUUAGCCGGUGGAAAUAUUGCUUUAUUCAAUAGUGACAAAGGAAUUUUAGGACAAGAAAAGAUUUAUUAUGAUUUUCGUACAAUAAUAUUAAAACAUCAUGGUGUUGAUUUGAAACGACCACCAACUAGACAUCUAAUUCUCUUAGUGAACAAAUCACAUUCCGAAUGGGGAGAGAGAAAUGGAAUAGCAACACGAAGAAGCAUCUAUAAUCUGAAUGAAAUUAAAAGUUAUCUUCAGAAAACGUAUAAAAAUAUCGAAAUUAAGGUUGUAAAAUUACAUCGUCUAUCCUUUCCUGAACAAAUAAAGUUAAUGUAUAAAACAACAAUUAUUAUAACACCAUGUGGUGGUAUCAGUGCAACAAUUCCGUUUUUACCACGUGGUGCUCACGCGAUUAUCAUGGAUUUUUAUAAUACAAAAAAACAUCGAGGUUGGAAUCCAGGUGAGUCAGGCUCAAUGGAGGGAUAUGUAUGGAACUACUUUCCGCAUUUUAAAAAAUUAUACUAUCAAGUUCGAGAUGAGUCAGAUUAUAUCAUGGAUUUACCGAACACAACAAAUACGCGAGAUUAUGCAUCGAUUAUUGUUAAUAUGUCAAGAUUGAAAAUGCUCGUUGAUACAGCAAUAGAAAAUUCAGCAUUUUCAACUUUAUAA
Didymodactylos carnosus is the source of this 1356-nucleotide messenger RNA. NCBI's taxonomy places the organism in Eukaryota, Metazoa, Rotifera, Eurotatoria, Philodinida, Philodinidae. The record is from the annotation of a GenBank genome assembly.